AGUAUAAAGAGAGCAGCCCGAGCAGCCAAUAUUCAUCCAUUUAUCAAAUAAAAGAAUUGAAUCAAUCCAAUCCAUUGAAUCAAUCCAAGCCGUUUAGUCCGAACCGGCAACGCACAAACACAUGAAUCUCUCUGUUCUCUUUGCCGCAAAAGGAAGAAGAGGUAAGUUUGCUGGUGCCGUGGUUCGUACGUUGGGAUCAGGCCAAAACGCACUCUAAACGAGAAAACCUCAGAAUGAACAAUUUCGAAGAAACUUGCUCCCUCCGCACGGACGGCGACUUGCCGCUGGUCAAGUUCAAGUCCAAGGUAACCGGUCUGACUGUCUUCGUGUCGGAGUUCGAUGGGCCUCUGGUGAACGGAUACCUCUGCGUCGCAACGGAGGCAGAGGAUGACGACGGACUGCCACACACGCUCGAGCAUCUCGUCUUUAUGGGAAGCGAAGACUACCCGUACAAGGGGGUGCUGGACCAGCUGGCCAACCGGUGCCUGGCAUCCGGGACCAACGCGUGGACGGACACGGACCACACGUGCUACACCAUGACCAUGGCGGGUGCCCGGGGCUUCCUGAACCUGCUGCCGGUGUACUUGGACCACGUGCUGUACCCGCUGCUGACGGAGGCGGCCUUCCUCACGGAGGUGCACCACAUCAACGGGGAGGGCGAGGACGCCGGCGUGGUCUACUCGGAGAUGCAGGCCCGGGAGAACACGGGCGAGAGCCUGUGCAUGCUGGGCCUGCUGCGCACCGUGUACCCCGCCCCCUGCGGCUACGGCUACGAAACCGGCGGGCUCAUGAAGAACCUCCGCGAGAGCACCUCCAACAAGAAGGUCAAGAUGUAUCAUAGGAGCUUUUACCGGCCGGAAAACCUCUGCGUCAUUGUGACCGGCAGCGUCGCUCCGGCCGAAGUGCUCAAAGCCAUAGAGCCCAUCGAACUCAAGAUUAUUUCGAAGGGUGCCCGGAAGCCCUUUGUGCGGCCCUGGCAGAGGCCCCUGCCGCCCCUCCCCGCCAGCACGGACCUGGUGGUGCCGUACCCGUGCGACGACGACGACCACGGCCUCGUCUACGUCGCCUACCGGGGGCCUCCGCUCAAGCUUUACCGGGACAUUGCGGCACUGCUGGUACUCGAGGACUACCUGACGGACACGUCCAUGUCACCUCUUCAGAAGCUGUUUGUCGAGACGGAGGACCCCUACUGCAGCAUGGUCAAGGCCAGGUUCAUCGAGAACCGGGAGUGCUGCUUCUACUUCGUCUUCGAGAAUGUGACCAAGCGGAAGCUUCCCUUAAUCAAGGACACGUUGAUCAAGGCCCUGGGAGAGAUUGGCCAGGACCCGGGCCGAGUGGACCUGGACCGGAUGUCGGUCGUCAUCCAGAGACGCAAGCUCAGGAUUCUCAAUCAGAUGGAGACCUGCCCUCACGAGACAGUGGCCAGCAAUGUCAUUGGAGACUUCCUCUACGGGGACACGGUGGACGACCUCCGGAUCCGGGCGUGCCAGAUUCCCACCUUCGAGGCCCUCCUGGGAUGCAGCAAGCAGUUUUGGGUGGACCUCCUGAAGAAGUAUGUGCUCCAGAACAAGGCUGUCUGCGUGAUAGGGAAGCCGAGCCCGACGCUCCUGGCCCGGAUGACGGAGAAGGAGGCCCAGCGGAUCGAGCACCAGCGCGGCCUGCUCGGGGAGCGGGGCCUGCUGCAGCGGGGCCAGGCUCUCGACAGGGCCGUGGAGGCCAACGAGAAAGAGCCCCCCAAGGAGAUGAUCCUGUCGAUGCACGUGCCCCCGCUGUCGGACAUCCGCUUCCACGGGCUCACCCGGGCCUGCAACCUGGAUGGCUCUCCGGGCAUCGGCAGCUUCUCUCUCCGGGACAUUCCCUACCGCUUUGAGCUGGACCACGUCAAGAGCAACUUCGUCUCGCUCUCCGUGAUCCUGAACACGAGCAGCGUCCAUCAGGACCUUCGGAUGCACCUUCCGCUGUACCUGGAGCUGUUGCUGGAGUCGCCGGUCAACACGCAGUCGGGUCGUCUUUCGCACCAGACGGUGAUCAGCAGGCUGGAAGCGGACACCAUCCACAUUGCCACGGGCCUGGGUCUGGAGAACAGCUCCAGGUUUUUUGCCGGAUCACACGCCCAGUGCGCCGUCCUCUUUCUUCUGCUGGACCGGGAGAAGUACUUCCGAGGGGUGCAGUGGGUCCGGGACCUGCUGCUGGGCCUGGAGUUUGAGCCGGACCGGAUCCAGGUGGUGGCCAGCAAGAUGGUCAAGGAUGUGGUGAAGAAGAGGCGCUCGGGCAUGAAGGUGGCCGGCACGGUGGUGCGGGCGCUCUGCUUCCAACCCCGAAGCAACCAGGCAGCCGGCAGCAUGCUGCGCCAGCGGGCCUUCCUCGGCCACCUGCUUGAGCGCCUGGGGACCCAACCGGCACAGGUGGUGGAGAAGCUGAAGGCGCUGAAGGCACACCUGAGCCGGCCAGAGAAUGUGACGGUCCACGUCUCGGCAAACCUGGAGAAGCUCUCUGCCCUGGGGGACGUGGGCGGCCCCUGGCGGACCUGCCUCUCGGAGCAGCCCCCGGCCGGGACGGCCACCCCCAGGAGCGCCCCCCGGGUCCAGUGCCACUCGCUGCUGCGGGGGGACGAAGCGGGCCUGCCGCGGGACGUGAUUGCGGGCGUGGGCUCGGUGGAGUCGGCCUUCCUGACCCAGUGCACCCCGAGCCUGACGUCCUACUCGAGCCCGGACCUGCCCGCCCUGCUCGUGCUCAUCCAGUACCUGGUGCAGCUCGAGGGCCCGAUGUGGCGGCAGAUCCGGGGGCAGGGCCUGUCCUACAACUACAACCUGUUUGUGCGGCCCUGCGACGGCCUGCUCUACUUCUGCCUCACCAAGUCCAGCCUGGUGGCGGCCGCCUACGGGGAGGCCCUGCAAAUCGUCGAGCGGCACCUGAGCGGGGACGAGGAGUGGGACGAGGAGCUGCUCGAGUCCAGCCGCAGCAGCCUCAUGUUCGAGGUGGUCGAGAAGGAGAAGUCGGUCAACGAGGUGGCCCUCCAGUCCCUGCUGGCCUACCACCGGGGCAUCGACAUGAGCCACACCAGGCUGCUGCUGGAGCGGGUGGCGGCGGUGAGCCUGAGCGACCUGCUCCGGGUGGGCAGGCAGUACCUACGCCCACUCUUUGACCCGGCCACCUCCAAGCUGGCCAUCUGCUGCCACCCGUCCAAGGUGGAGGACACGGUCGCCGCCUUCAAGGAAUUUUCAAGGAAUCUCGUGGUGCUUCCGUCGCUGGAGGACAGCUUUGUUGCGAAAUACUGAACCAAAUUAUUUUUGGUAUAAACAGAAUUAUUUUUGCGGCUUCUUUGGUCCUACAGCUUCCAAAGCAAACUACCCGACAAAACAAAAAAGGGGUAAACAAUUUGGUUCAUGCGCUCUUGUAACAGUCUGUCUAGAUUUUAUAAAACUGCAAUUUACGUGGUUUUGGUUCGAGUUGAUCAAAACUGGACCGCUGCCUUUCAACAUUGGGCCAUUUGCCAUUCAUUUUCCUUUUAUUGCAUUCGCUCGAAUAAAUGUUCUCAAAAUAAAGGUGCACAGUUUGACUUU
Molecule: messenger RNA, 3563 nt
Organism: Ixodes scapularis (black-legged tick)
Lineage: Eukaryota; Metazoa; Arthropoda; Arachnida; Ixodida; Ixodidae
Exons: 22
Coding region: 234-3278 (1014 amino acids)
Molecular function (GO): metal ion binding
Source: RefSeq, a predicted model, not a curated record